Messenger RNA from Lotus japonicus, 1148 nucleotides. RefSeq names its product cyclase-like protein 2. NCBI's taxonomy places the organism in Eukaryota, Viridiplantae, Streptophyta, Magnoliopsida, Fabales, Fabaceae. The transcript has 7 exons. The record is from RefSeq and is a predicted model, not a curated record. Bases 52 to 894 code for a protein of 280 amino acids. Gene Ontology annotation, molecular function: arylformamidase activity.
GUAGGUGAGGUAGGAAACAUAAUAUAACCAAGACACAGGGGAAGAAGGGAGAUGAAUAAAUCAUUGACUAAAAUGAAGAAUCUAUCUCUUUUAGUGGCGAUUCUCUGUGCGAUUUCCCUCCACUCAGUCGCUGCUACUUCCAGCGCCUAUCCUACCACCCCUGGUCUCGAUUCCGGCGACUGCACCCUCGCCGGCGGCGACAGUCUUCUCGUCCCUCCACGGCGAGAAGUUUACGAUGACGCCGGAAUCUACGACAUCACCCACCGGUACGUGCCUGAGAUGCCGGUGUGGAACUCCAAAGAGGGGUUAGGGCAUUUCGUGUGGCUUGCCCAGAGCAUGAAGAAUGGCUCAUGGGCUAACGGCUCAGAAAUGAAGCUCGGUGUUCACACUGGUACCCAUGUCGACGCGCCCAGCCACUUCUAUGACAAUUACCUAGACGCCGGCUUCGACGUCGAUACACUCGACCUAAGAGUCCUCAACGGACUUGCACUUUUGAUUGAUGUUCCAAGGGAUACAAACAUUACUGCUGAAGUCAUGAAGUCCUUGAAUAUCCCUAAAGGUAUAAGCCGUGUGCUCUUCAGAACAUUGAAUACUGACAGGCGGCUUAUGUUUAAGAAGGAAUUCGACUCAAGCUAUGUAGGAUUCAAGGAGGAUGGUGCUAAAUGGCUGGUGGAGAACACUGACAUCAAGCUUGUGGGAGUUGAUUACUUAUCUGCUGCUUCCUAUGACCACUCGGUUCCAUCUCAUCUUGUUUUUCUGAAAAGCAGGGAAAUCAUUCUUGUGGAAGGCCUAAAGCUUGAUGAUGUCCCAGCAGGAAUAUAUAGAGUCCAAUGCUUGCCUCUUAGGUUGGUUGGUUCUGAGGCCUCGCCAAUACGAUGCAUUCUCAUCAGAUAAUGUGGUCCAUGAAACAGCGUAGCCUCGAAGAGAAUUGCGGUGUCCGCAACCUCAAGGAGCUGUAUGAUGCAACGAAGCUGAUAAUGAUGUGUUGAAUAGUCUUAGUUUGCGUGCUUAGGUUGUUCAGUACAAAAUAAUGGUUAUGUAAUAAACCAGUGCUCUCAACAUUUAGUCUAGACAAUUCCUUUGUGCACUAUUUGAAGAUCCAUGUAUAUCUCAAUUCUCAAUAUUUAAAUGAACUUCUCUUUGAAAAA